Messenger RNA from Haplochromis burtoni (Burton's mouthbrooder), 2791 nucleotides. It is a transcript of the gene mtif2, whose product is annotated as mitochondrial translational initiation factor 2. Gene Ontology annotation, molecular function: GTPase activity; GTP binding; translation initiation factor activity. The record is from RefSeq and is a predicted model, not a curated record. Gene Ontology annotation, biological process: translational initiation. Bases 391 to 2577 code for a protein of 728 amino acids. The transcript has 14 exons. Lineage: Eukaryota; Metazoa; Chordata; Actinopteri; Cichliformes; Cichlidae.
UAACCUGAAUAACUGACUGAGAGCACACCAGGUGAGUUAGUCUUAUUAUAGUAACGCAGACACAUGUGAGUCUGCAGCUGUCCUGAUCCUUGUCUCCGUUCACCUGCCUGACCUGUGGAGGGCAGCAACACGCAAACCUAACAGAAGACGCCAAAGUGCUUCCGGUGUGUGUGCUGGCUGUCAUGGCGGCUCCCUGUCGCAGGACUUUUUCACGAUGAGCUGAGUGGACAGCGUGAAGAGAGAAAACCAGAACGACCGGAGGCGGAUGUCGGGGUUGCUGAGGUACCGUGACGCUCUGCUGCUGGGUUGAGUUGACCGUAGUUCCGACGUAGAGUCCUCCGGUUUUGACGUCAGGCAGAGCCAAGCGUCACUCAGAAACCCUGCGAGGUAAUGUCACGUGAACGAACGACACCUGAGGCUUUAGGCUCACCUGUCCCUUCUGCUAUGAGUGUGAUGUCUUCGGUGAUGCGGGGUACCCGGCGGCUGGUGCACGCAGACCCAGCUCUGUUCAGUAACUUCCCGUUUCCGGCCGUAUUCUGCCGUGCCGGGAGCGCCGACUCUCUCUUCACGUGCCAACCGAACAGGAAGUUCGCCUUCAAACAUGUCAAAGGUCAGAAGAAAGAGCAGAAGACCCAGAAGGUCAAACCCAAAGUGGACAAACAGGAAGUUGAGAUCCGACAGGGGAUGACGGCGGCUGCACUCGCUGAAGCCAUGAACAGAGACUUCGACCACGUGCUGGAGGCUCUGCUGAACACGUCGGUGCAUCUGGACUCUCUGGAAAAGGACACGGUUCUGGAGGAACGAUGGAUUAAAGAGGUGGUGACACGGUCAGGGAUGAAGUUCAGAUGGGCCAAACUGAGCGCGAGCAGAGAGCGACCCAACAGGGACGCCUGCAGGAGACCGCCUGCUGAUCCCACCCUCCUGGUGCCACGGCCCCCGGUGGUCACCAUCAUGGGUCACGUGGACCACGGUAAGACGACGCUGCUGGACAGCUUGAGGAAGAGCCAAAUCGUCUCCACAGAGGCCGGAGGCAUCACGCAGCACAUCGGGGCUUUCCUGGUCCAGCUGCCGACAGGUGAGAAGAUCACCUUCCUCGACACUCCGGGCCAUGCCGCCUUCUCCUCCAUGAGAGCCCGUGGAGCCAACGCCACCGACAUCGUCGUUCUGGUGGUGGCAGCUGAUGAUGGCGUCAUGAACCAGACGGUGGAGUCCAUUGAGCAUGCCAGGAGAGCCAAAGUCCCCGUGAUCGUGGCGGUGAAUAAGUGUGACAAGCCUCACGCCGACCCUCAGAGGGUGAAGCAGGAGCUGCUCGCUCACGACGUUGUUUGCGAGGAGUUCGGGGGAGACGUUCAGGCGAUUCACAUCUCUGCUCUGAAGGGUGAUAACCUUCUGGCUCUGGCUGAGGCCACAGUAGCUUUGGCAGAGGUGUUGGAGCUAAAGGCGGAGCCUACCGGCCCCGUGGAGGGACUCGUCAUUGAGAGCAGGACCGACAAAGGCAAAGGCCCGGUCACGACAUCCAUCGUCCAGCGGGGGACGCUAAAGAGAGGCUGCGUGCUGGUUGCUGGGAAAUCCUGGGCUAAAGUUCGCUUCCUGUUUGAUGAGAACGGCUGUGCUGUGAGGGAGGCGGGGCCGAGUACUGCGGUGGAGGUGGUUGGCUGGAAGGAGCUGCCGUCAGCUGGAGAGACCAUCCUGGAGGUGGAGUCUGAACAGCGAGCGCGGGAGGUGGUGGAGUGGAGAAGUCACGAUGAGGAGCAGCGGAAACUGCAGGAGGAGCAGAGCGCGAUCGAGCAGAAGCAGAAGCUCCACCUGGAAGAGUACCGCAGGGAGAGGGAGGGGCUGUCCCACCUGAGCUGGAGGCAGAGGAAGGUGGCGCUUUACCGGGCCAACAAGACCCGCUUCGCCACGAGGCCCAGCGAGAUGAUGCCCUCAUCGUCAAAGGUACGAACAACCAUUGACCCAGGUGACGUGGAUGGCUCGGUGGAGGCCAUCCUGAACAUCCUGGACAGCUACGACGGUCAGCAGCAGUGCGAGCUCGAGGUGGUCCAUUUCGGCAUAGGAGACAUCUCUGAGAACGACGUCAACAUGGCCGAAAUGUUUGGAGGCUCCAUCUAUGGCUUUAACGUGGCGGCGAGCCGUGGCAUCGAGCAGCUGGCAGCGAGGAAAGGCAUCCCGCUGCGCCUGCACAGCGUCAUCUACAAGCUGGUAGAUCAGCUGAAGGAGGAGCUCAGCGCCAAACUGCCACCACUCGUCUCGGAGAACAUCACAGGUGAGGCGUCGGUCAUCGCCCUGUUUGACGUCACCGUGGGAAAGAAGAAGGUUCCCGUGGCCGGCUGUCGGGUUCAGAAAGGUCAGCUGGACCGACGGUUCAGGUUCAGGUUGAUCCGAGGCCGGGACACCGUGUGGGAGGGUUCUCUGGCAGCACUGAGGCACCACAAAGAUGACAUGCAGACGGUGAGGGCGGGCAUGGAGUGCGGCCUAUCGGUUGACGGCGACGUCGACUUCAGAGUCGGUGAUAUCGUCGUGUGCUUUGAGGAGGUGGCGGCGCCGCAGGUCACUUCCUGGGACCCCGGCUUCUGAACUCCCAUCAUGCACUGCUGCGCAGCGUUUCUAUCACAGACUCUCAGACACAGAUGAACCUGAUGUUUAGUUUCAGACGUUUAUUGAAAACUGAACAGGAAGUGGUUAAAUUCAAACUGAAGCACAGAUGUGUGUGAACAUCCUGCUUUCUGACUGGACAGAACCUCUAAUAAAAUAUACGUGUGAUUGUCUGAACCAAUCAGAAAGCUCAUCA